Messenger RNA from Cuscuta epithymum, 1529 nucleotides. Lineage: Eukaryota; Viridiplantae; Streptophyta; Magnoliopsida; Solanales; Convolvulaceae. The record is from the annotation of a GenBank genome assembly.
AAACCACGUACGUCUCCCAAAACAGCUGCUAACUCAAAAACCAAACAGAAAAGAUUGACUCCCAAAUCCGCGAGUAAGCUUAUCUUGGAAGCUAGACUUGAUGUUAAGAAUUGGAUUACCCUCCCUAAAUUGCCUCCUCUCCGCGACGGAAUCGCCGUUAUGGCGGUCCUUUCUCAGUCCUCGUCUCACAACCUCCGCAAUCCGAGCAUUUUCCACUGCCUUGUCUCCGCCGUCCAAGGCCAUUGUCUACGAUCAGCAUGGCCCUCCGGAUUCUGUCACCAGAGUGACUGAGCUUCCUCCAGUUGAAAUCAAAGACAACGAUGUAUGCGUUAGAAUGCUUGCUGCUCCCAUUAAUCCCUCUGAUAUUAACAGAAUAGAAGGAGUGUAUCCCGUGAGGCCACCACUACCAGCGGUGGGAGGAUAUGAAGGAGUUGGAGAGGUUCAUGCCAUAGGUGCUGGAGUGAAGUCUCUUUCACCAGGAGAUUGGGUUAUUGCUUUUCCACCAACUUCAGGCACAUGGCAGACAUAUGUUGUAAAAGAACAAAGUCUCUGGCAUAAAGUUGACAAAGGCACACCAAUGGAAUAUGCUGCCACUGUUAUUGUUAAUCCAAUGACUGCCCUGAGAAUGCUCGAGGACUUUGCUGCAUUAAAAUCAGGCGAUUCUAUUGUGCAAAAUGGUGCCACAAGCAUCGUGGGACAAUGUGUUAUUCAACUUGCUCGAGUCCGAGGCAUUCACAGUCUUAACAUCAUUAGAGACAGGACUGGAUCAGAUGAAGCGAGAGAAAAACUCAUACAACUUGGUGCUGAUGAAGUAUUUACUGAGAGCCAGCUUGAUAUGAAAAAGAUCAAGACUCUUCUGGGCAGUAUACCUGAACCUGCAUUGGGGCUCAACUGUGUUGGUGGAAAUGCUGCUUCACUGGUCCUUAAAUUCUUGAGGCAGGGUGGAACUAUGGUUACAUAUGGGGGCAUGUCAAAGAAACCAAUAACUGUACCGACAAGUUUAUUUAUAUUUAAGGAGCUUUCAUUGAGAGGGUUUUGGCUCCAAAAGUGGUUAAGUCCAGAUAAAGCUGAAGAGUGUCAUGGCAUGAUUGAUUAUCUUUUAGUCCUAGCCCGUGAGAGCAAACUGACCUAUGACACGGAGGUUGUACAGUUCGAUGAUUUUCAUACAGCUUUGGAUAAGGCACUUGGAAAACGGGGAAGCCAACCUAAACAAGUUAUUAAGUUCUAAUCUUAAAUUUUGGAGGCAUCUUGGUCAAAUUAUGCAGGUGGUUAGUUUUGGAGAGAUCUUGUCAGUGAUCGCCCCAAAAUUCAAUAUUUCAAUAUGGUUAAAGUUUCUGCAUUUCUCCAUUCUAAUUGUCGUCAAUUAAUACAUGACUCACUUCAUUAGUCAUUACUGUAAUAAGAAUAUACUGAGUAUUUAGUUUUUAUUAAUCCGUAUGAAUCAUGGUAAACAAUUUUGAGUAGAUGUUUCGUUUAGAUUUUGCACUUAUUUAUGAAUCACGUUCUAGGAGAUUUUCCUAAAACACGCG